AUGAUUGUGAUAUUCAUAUUAGAUACUAGCGUGUCCAUGAAUAGGCGAUUUGCCGAUAACCUGUCUGCUUUUGAGUGUGCCAAGUCAGGCAUUGAAACCUUUUUCAAAGAAAUGAAUGACGAAAAGAAUAGAUGGUUCUAUGCUGACAGAGUGGACAAAGUGGAUAAAUACGUGUUGGUCACGUACGAGAAUGGAGACGGAAGAGUAAAGUCGUCUCUUAAAGACGGAAGCGAAAAGUUGUUAGCUCAGUUGAAGAUGCUUAAAGCACAAGACAUGUCAAAUCCAGCAGCUGCUUUUGCAGCAGCAUUAGAAAUACUCGAUGCAUACAGGCUAUCAAUGGGCAUGGAUACAAUUUGCAGAGGAAGAUACCCAGCACCUGUAAAUAACUCGUUGAUAUUAUGGUUCACGGAUGGCGGAGAUUGUACCGAUGUCGAAGAUUUACGCGAUAGGACGGUACGAGAGAAGCUAAAGAAUAUUGAACUCAAUACGCCUGGAGUGCACCUCUAUAAUGAACCUCUCAGGUGGGAUCAGAAACUAUACACGUUCAUACUAGAGUCAGAUGAGUCUCCUACAGCUCAAUAUAUACAAGAAUUCACAGAGAAUGUUAGAGGCAAGCUGUAUAGAAUAUACGAUAGUCGAAUGAUGGUGCAACAAAUCGCAUCAAUGGUGGAAACUGACAGAACGGACAGGGCGAGACCGAGAGGUGAUAGAAUAUUCACGAAUGAAGGUGUACUCGUUAAUUUCCAAGAAAUGCGAGGGGGAAUAACGACUCCAAACGAUAAAAAUCAUAGGAAAUUUCUUUUUGUGGAGAAAAAUGGCCUGUCAGGGGAGGUUCCAUACAUAAUUGCAGAUAAUGCCUGGUGUAUUCCGGAAAAUUUCUGGGUUCCACGCGAGUCUCUUGGCUCUAUAAGGAUGUCGAAACGCAACUAUUUACCGACUAUAUUCUACGAAGCUUGUGAUCGUCGUUUUCACAUACCCCAAGGAAUAGUCUAUGAACAAUUUCGCGUGGAAAAGUGUGAAAUGACCACAGAGUUGAUGAGAAGUGGCAUAGGAACACAAUGGCCUGUCUAUAUCAAAGACAGCGGAGGCGAUAGUAGGAGGGCGUUUGGUGAACCAUUUGGAUUUCUGGCCGCUUCAGAAAACCGAGUUUAUUUGGUUGUGUUACCAUAUAAUUACCCUGCUUUGUUUGGCCUGCUGGAAAAGUAUAAUCCUUUACCUUACAUAGAUGUCAACAGGAUGUCACCCGAGUGGGUCAAGUCAAUGAAGAAUUACAUGGAAUCGAUCCCAUGGUAUUAUCAUGAGCGAUUAAGAAACAAUAUGCCAUCGUAUGCGCAGCUCAUUCAAGCGUUUAGCCCGCUGAAUAUACGUACUGACGAAUUAGACGCGUAUAUAUCAGAAAUCAAAAAAAGUGCAAAUGAAUGGCUAGAGCGCUUAGAUGGUCGUGUCAAGGCUGCAGCAUUGGCUCCUGUAGCUGCUGAAAAGAAAAUAUCUCUAUACGAAGACUCUUCUAAUGUUCCGCGUAGUUUACUUGUCAGUACUAUGACACAAUUGAAGCGGGCAUUUUUCAAAGAGAUAGGAGCUCAAGGCGUAAAUGGAACCAUUGGAAGAAACAAAAUUAAUGACACAUCAGAUGAAGAUACGCGUCAUUCCUUGCCUGUUUCUCAAAUGGGUGAAUACCAUGCUGCAAUGCAGAAACAAUUCGCAUCGAUGUUAAGGAACCCAUAUGAGUUCGAUGACAUGGACAGAAAACGAGCACGUCGAUACACUGUUGGAAACAAUAUGUACAGAAGUAAUACGAAUGAAGGAAUUUCAAUAGAUGAAGCGGGUGAAGCUUCUCCAAACAUACGUGCAUCAAACGAAGCAGAAGUUCCCAAUACAUCUCCCUCAAAUGGACUUGCGCCAUCAGCGUCUCCAAGAAAAUGGCGCCAUAUAGAACCACAAUAUAUAGACACCCAAGUGAUGUUUAAUGGAAUACCAGAAGCUGGAAUCCCGGCUUUAUCGAUUAAACUCCGACGAGAGAAACUAACAGUGGCCAAGAAAGGCCAGAGAAGAAAUCUGAUGCUCGAAGCUCGGUCGUCUACAACCAUUGCUGCAUCAGAAUCUCAGUCAUUGACGCUUAAGAAUGCGUCAGUGGAUGAAAGAAUAGAAUUACCAGGAGCUCAUUUGCAUUUCUCUAUGCCAGCAGUGGAAUCUCUAUCAUUGCAUGUACCAUGGGAUGGAAGAACAGAGUCAAAAGAAUCGGAUAAUGAUAACAACGAGUCGCGUGGAAUACUUACUGCUCCCGCAAACGCAGGGUUUGCAGCGGUACCUAUGCAGGAUAAUGGUGAAAGUAGUAGUCAGGUGAUACCAGCGGUGGCUCCUAACGGCGUUGACAACAAGACCAACAACACCAUUACUACGACAGUUCACCAACAAGAGGAGGUUGAAUUGAUGGAUGUUGAUGAAGAAGAAGGAGAAUUGAAACAGGAGGCUGAAGUCGAAGAGAUUGUUAAUAGAACAGCGACGAUCUUCUCGCAGAAAGAUGAAGGCAAGACAAUUGAGGCAGCGAACAGAAUAUUUGAAGAUGGAGAGAUACCUACUGGUGUUGAUAUUGAUUCGGAAAUGGAGCUGUCUGAUCUGAACACUGUCAACGGAAACGCGACCAAUAUAGGUGUCGAAGUCAUUGAUCAAAAUUCAAGAGAAGACUCUUCCAUCUCAGUCGAUAGCAUAUCGGGAUUGUUACUUGACGCCAAGAGGAAACUAAUGGAAAUAAUUAAAUCCGACAGAACAGAUGACAGUAUCAAUCGAAUAUCUGAUAUUAUACGAGAUUUAGAAAGUUCAAAUGAUUAUACCAAGGAACAAGUGGCCGCGUUCAUACGGUCUUUACGAAUUCUAGCACUUGGUUCGGAAAGGAAAGAUGUGGUGCGACAAUUGCAAACACUAUUGGAUAAAUCAUAUAGCAAUACUCACAAGAGGACAACUCCCGUAUCGGAUUCCAUGAGCAGCGCUGACCGGUAUCUUUAUAAUAAUGAAAAUUCAUACCACCCGGUCCUGCCAGCAGUAAACUGGUUAAUAGAAGAGAUAAAGAAAGAAGAUUAUGAUGAGAGCAAUAUCAAAAAUAAGCUUUUAGAAGUUGAAGAGGAAAGUAAAUACUCACAAGAACAGAAGAAAUCACUUGUAAUAAUGGCAUUGCGUGUCGCAACAGGGUCGUCCAAGAGUCAGCUUAUACGAUGGUUGCAAGACAUGCGGCAGAGACUAGAUGGAAGUUGA
Messenger RNA from Paraglomus brasilianum, 3249 nucleotides. Lineage: Eukaryota; Fungi; Glomeromycota; Glomeromycetes; Paraglomerales; Paraglomeraceae. The record is from the annotation of a GenBank genome assembly.